This is a messenger RNA of Penicillium roqueforti, 1545 nucleotides long. Its product is annotated as cytochrome P450. The transcript is spliced from 3 exons. Gene Ontology annotation, molecular function: monooxygenase activity; iron ion binding; heme binding. NCBI's taxonomy places the organism in Eukaryota, Fungi, Ascomycota, Eurotiomycetes, Eurotiales, Aspergillaceae. Bases 1 to 1545 code for a protein of 514 amino acids. The record is from RefSeq and is a predicted model, not a curated record.
AUGACUUGGAUUCUGAUCGCUGCUUUCAUAGUAGCCUUUCUUGUCUACCAACUCUCAGUUUCCACUUUGUUUAGCCCUCUUGCACGAAUUCCCGGCCCAAAGACUUUCGCCUUGACCAAGUUCAAAUUAGCCUAUGAGGACUACAAAGGAACUCGCACGCGAAAGAUCAAUGCUCUCCAUCACCAGUAUGGACCUGUCGUUCGUAUCGGCCCCAGUGAGGUGACCUUCAACAGCACAUCGGCCGUGCGUGCAAUCUACGGCGCUGGAAGUGGGUUUGAGCGAACUGGCUUCUACCACAUGUUUGAGGUUUACGGUCGAAAGAACAUGUUCUCGUUCGCGACCACGAAGCAGCAUGGAGAAAGGAAGAAGCUCUUUGCCCACGCCUACGCCAAAUCUGCGAUGCUCAAAGGACAGAAUGCACAAAUGGUCGAGCAGAAAGUCAAACUGUAUAUGGAUCUGUUGGAACGAGAUGGGGGGAAAAGCGAGAUCUUUUCUACCUUGCACUAUUUCUCCCUCGACACAAUCACCGAGUUUCUUUACGGAUCUUUCGGCAAGACUGCAUGUCUCGAGGGACAGAGACAAGAUUGCGCACUCAUUGGAGACAUCAUCGAUAUUGCCCGCCGCAAGCUAUCGUGGUAUGCAGUUCACUUCCCCCACUUCACGGAAUGGCUCUACUCCAGGACCGGAGUUACUGGCUGCAUUGCGAAACGGUUUUACCCGAUGCAGAUGCCAACGACGUACAGCGGUAUCAGACUUCACGCGCUGAAAGCCACUCAGAAAUAUGCCAGUGCUUCUGCCAGCGCGAAAGCGAGCACAUCGGCCCUGAUAUCCAGACUGUGGAGCCACCACCAUUCCCAAAAACCAAAUGGACUAGAUGAUCUUGAUAUUGCAUCGGAAUGUGCCGACCAUCUUUUGGCAGGCAUCGACACCACCAGCGACACACUGAUGUUUCUGAUUUGGGCUCUUUCUCGACCAGAAAACAGACAAUUCCAAGACAAACUCAUUGAGGAAGUCUGCAAUAUUACCGAAGACUCGCUCGAUUCGGAUGGCAUUCCCAAAGUCGAAAACAGCGACAAGCUUUCUUACCUCGAUGCAGUUAUCAAAGAGACACUACGCCUCUACGCACCUCUCCCCGGAUCAGAGCCACGCUCACUUCCCACGGCAACCACAAUUGAUGGCUACACGAUUCCACCUGGGACGGUGGUUUCUAUCUCCCCAUACGCGCUCCAUCGUAACCCUGACGUUUUCAAAAAUCCCAUGAAAUUCAAUCCCGACCGCUGGUUGGAUCCUUGUGAGAACUUGGCAGAAAUGAAGAAAUGGUUCUGGGCAUUCUCCAGCGGUGGAAGGAUGUGUAUUGGCAUGCAUCUGGCAAUGGCAGAAAUGACUACUUUGGUCGCAGCCAUAUACCGAAAAUACAGAACCACACCAAUGGGGGAUUUUGACACUGUCUCCCCUGGUAUCACAGGUCGCUAUGAGGUGUUCUACGAUGAUACUUGUAGUCGAAUGCGGGAACAUGAAUGUCAGAUUGAAUUCACGCCACAUUAA